Molecule: messenger RNA, 1580 nt
Organism: Lolium perenne
Lineage: Eukaryota; Viridiplantae; Streptophyta; Magnoliopsida; Poales; Poaceae
Source: RefSeq, a predicted model, not a curated record
GGGGACCUUGCGUCCUUGCCAAAAGAGCAGAGAAGAAAAUCUGCAGAGAGCGAGCGGCGGCCAUGGGCAAGGAGGGGUGGCAAGCGGAGACCAUGGAGAGGAAGAUACACGGAGGGCCCCUGACGCUGGAGAAGUACCACCGCUUCUUCGCCGAUCCAUGGGGCGCCCGCAUCACCAUCGACCACCUCAACCACAUCCUCUCCAUGCAUGGCUUCGUCAAGCUCCACCGCCAGCACAAGAGGAAAAUCAUGGACCACCUGGUGGGGCAGGUGGACCUGCAGCCGCCGCGCCGCUCCACGCUGCACACCGCGGCCCGGCUCGCCGCCGCGAACAUCGUCGCCGCGCAGGCCGUGGCCGACGUCGCCGCGAUCGGCUGGACGGAGUGCCCCAUCGGCUGCGUCUCCGUCUACGCCGGCUUCGGGGAGGCCCCGGCGGCGCCGCUGGAGCCCAUGCCCCCGCCGGCGGACCACGUGCUCUCGCUGGCGGUGCGCCGCGCGCGGUCCAAGCGGACGCGCGGCUCCGCUUACCCGCGCCGUGCCGCGUCCAAGGAGGCGCUGUGGGUGAAGGACGAGGACCUGGAAGAGGGGGAGAUUUGGCAGCCACCACCAUCCCCUCCGCCGCUGUGGGCGCGGUCCCCGACUCCGCCGCCUCCGCCUCCGUCGCCCCCGCGGCCACAGACUGUGGUGCCUCCUCCUCCUUCGUCGACGUGCUCGGUCCAGUCUAAGUUGGAGCCGAUCCUCUCAUCGCCACCAGACUUCAGCUCGCCAUCACCACCAGGCUUCGGCUCGCCACAGCCACCCGGCUUCAGCUCGCACCCGCCACCGUGCACGAGCCGGCCUACAUUGGCGCCGCUCCCUAUCCCACAGGGCUUCGUCUCGCCGGCACCACGGUGCUGGAGCCAGCCUACGUUGGCGCCGCUCCCUCCACCACCAAAAGGCUUCCGUGCGCCCCAGGUGACGCCUCCUCCUCCGCAGCUAUCCUGGGGCUUGCCGUUGCCUACUGUGCAACCGCCGUCAGGCCCAGGAGCGCCGCCUGCGUUCACGCAUCAUUUUCAGCCUGCAGGACCGGCACCACACUGGCGACCGACGAUGCCGCCGUCUUAUCCAGCAGCGUGCUGGGGCGCGCCCUCUGUGCUGCCGCCACAGCAAACGCCCUGGCGCUGGCCGCUUCCACCGCCGCGCUGGGCACCGCCUCAUAUGCAGCAGCACCAGCGGCCGACGCCACCCUGGGGCUGCAUGAGGCCGUCGGCACCUCCUGGCUCAACAUCCGCCGCGUGUCCUGGAGCAGCAGUAUAGGUAGGGGCUGCUGCCUGCAUAGUCUUCGCUAAGCGCAACAGAGUUCACUACACGGUGACACGAGAUUAGGGAUAAGUUAUCAUCUUGUUAGAGUUCUUUUUUGAAAAUUUCAUCUUAUUAGCGUUGCGAACCGUAGUUUGUUUACUUGCAUCUGUUUCCCUGCACCUCCAUUUGCUAGUAUUGCCAUUGUAUAGUGCUCUCAAACAUGCAUGGUCCGUGGAAUAUUGCAAUGAAUCGUGCCCCGUUUGUUCAAAAAAAUAAAUCGUGCCCCGUCAUUUUCUCUUA